Molecule: messenger RNA, 636 nt
Organism: Leguminivora glycinivorella
Lineage: Eukaryota; Metazoa; Arthropoda; Insecta; Lepidoptera; Tortricidae
Gene: drm
Product: protein drumstick
Exons: 4
Coding region: 253-495 (80 amino acids)
Biological process (GO): embryonic hindgut morphogenesis; embryonic pattern specification; embryo development
Cellular component (GO): nucleus
Molecular function (GO): DNA-binding transcription factor activity, RNA polymerase II-specific; RNA polymerase II transcription regulatory region sequence-specific DNA binding
Source: RefSeq, a predicted model, not a curated record
AUGACUCCUGGGUUAUUCUUCCUCAGGCCACUGCUGCUCGAGCUACGUACCAACUCAGUUUUUUCUCGCACUCGUUAAGAUCGAGCCAACACGAGAAGUCGCCACUAAUAAAUUACAGUUUUUUACUGCCCUCUAUCAGUCUGCGCCGCGAACUCGAGUUAUUUAUACGUAAAAUAAACAUUAAUCAACAAUAACAGCAGUUGUCAGCGUCUGCAACCAGCCUAGCCCCGCCCGUCGCAAGAUUCCGACAAAAUGUUCGCAGUGAUGCAAAUCGACGAGGACCACACACGGGACUUCAGGCGCAAACUGCGGCCGAAGUGCGAGUUCGUGUGCAAGUACUGCCAGCGCAGGUUCACGAAGUCGUACAACCUGAUGAUACACGAACGCACCCACAAGAGCCCGGAGCUCACGUUCAGCUGUGAGGUGUGCGGGAAAUCGUUCAAGCGACAGGAUAAUCUACGCCAGCAUAGAUGUAGUCAAUGCUUGUGGCGGUGAAGGAAGGAGAAAGCACGAUCCAACUCAGCGGUCUCUCUUACACGAUAGAAGAAAUCCAUUACAAUCCAAACAAGGAGGCCGCAUGUCUAAGAUGGUGAUUCAAGACUCCUGUGUAUCCGCAUUAAGUAAUAAUCGGGAUAA